Molecule: messenger RNA, 4639 nt
Organism: Epinephelus moara (kelp grouper)
Lineage: Eukaryota; Metazoa; Chordata; Actinopteri; Perciformes; Serranidae
Product: semaphorin-6D-like
Exons: 23
Coding region: 562-4080 (1172 amino acids)
Biological process (GO): axon guidance; neural crest cell migration; negative chemotaxis
Molecular function (GO): chemorepellent activity; semaphorin receptor binding
Source: RefSeq, a predicted model, not a curated record
UUUGGACCCAGAGUGGAGACACCCUCUCCCUCCUUGUCUGCCUGUCUGUCUGUCGCGGUGGAUUUAUACCGGAAACGGCUCGGUGCCGGAGGAGGAUUUUCACGCCUCUUCGGUCCCGUUUUUUUGGAAAUAAACUGAGCUGUUGUGGAUUAAUAUGCCUGUGUGUUGGGGCUGGACGGAGUGUCUAAUGUCUCUGAGCAGCUAUGGACACAGAGACACAUAAACAGAGGACUUAAUCAGGACUGGAACAAUACUAGGAGUCUGGACCUCUUCUUCUCUUCCUGGAUUGGGACAUUUCUCCCUCACUGAUUGGCUCUCCUGUGAAACUGGCAGUGAUUGGACAGCCCUGGAUUCAAGGAUGACUGAGGGGGUCCACCCCCGCCUCCUGACUUCCUGUUUACUUCCUGGAACGCAGUGAGCACUUCCUGUACCUUCACGACUCUCACCUGACUGGCUGGAGGCUUCACCUUGCUGUCACCGCAGAUUUACAGACUCCAGCACCCACCAUGACCUGCUGACGUCACCACACCCUUCCUCCCCUCUCUCUCUCUAUCCUACAAAAUGGCUACGAGCAGUUGGCUGUCACCGUGGUGGCAGCCGCUGCCUCCUCCUCUGCUGCUGCUGCUCCUAAUCCUCACUUCCUGUUUCCUGUCUGAGUCAGCUUUGACCGCACCCUUUCCCAAAGACCUGGAGCCAAUCAACAUGGUCAGCUCAGAGCAGUCGUAUCAGUUUCCAAGUUUUCAGGGUUUGCUUCAGGACAAUGACACGCUGCGUCUGGGCCUGGACUUUCAGAGGUUGCUACGCAUCAACCACAUGUUGUACAUCGCUGCCAGGGAUCAUGUGUUUGCAGUGAACCUGACGACAGCUUCGGAGGAGUUCGUACCUCAGCUGAAGCUGACGUGGCACUCCAAAGAUGUCAGCAAGUGUACGGUCAGAGGGAAGAACAGCGACGAGUGCUACAACUACGUCAAAGUGCUGGUGCCCAGAAACGACGAGACACUGUUCGCCUGUGGCACCAACGCCUUCAACCCCACCUGCAGAAACUACAAGAUGACGUCCUUGGAGCAGGUCGGAGAGGAGGUGGUCGGUCAGGCUCGCUGUCCCUUUGAGUCUGGUCAGUCCAACGUUGGACUGUUUGCUGGGGGAGAUUUCUACUCGGCCACCAUGACCGACUUCCUGGCCAGCGACGCCGUCAUCUACAGAAGCCUGGGGGACGGCCGACCUGUCCUCAGGACUGUCAAGUACGACUCCAAGUGGCUCAGAGAGCCUCACUUCCUGCACGCCAUCGACUAUGGGAACUACGUCUACUUCUUCCUCAGUGAGAUUGCAGUGGAGUACACCACCCUUGGCAAGGUGGUGUUUUCUCGAGUGGCCCGGGUUUGUAAGAACGAUAACGGAGGUUCUCCCAGAGUUCUGGAGAGAUACUGGACUUCCUUCCUCAAGGCUCGUCUGAACUGUUCAGUUCCUGGAGAGUCGUUCUUCUACUUCGACAUUCUUCAGUCUCUCACCAACGUGCUGCAGAUCAACCAGAGACCUGCUGUGGUCGGAGUCUUCACCACUCAGGCCAACAGUAUCCCCGGCUCGGCAGUUUGUGCGUUCUACAUGGACGAUAUAGAGAAAGUCUUUAAUGGUAAAUUCAAGGAGCAGCGGACCAGUGACUCGUCCUGGACUCCAGUACCUGACGAGCAGGUUCCCAGACCACGGCCCGGUACGUGUGCAGGCGAUGGUCCAGCUGCAGACUACAAAUCAUCAGUUCAGUUCCCAGACGAGACACUGACAUUUAUCAAGUCCUAUCCUCUGAUGGAUGAAGCUGUCCCCUCCGUCAACGACCGGCCCUGCUUCACCAGGACCUCCAGCAGAUCCAAACUGACUCAGAUUGUGGUGGAUGUGUCGGCGGGACCCUACAAGGACCGGACAGUGAUGUUCCUGGGCUCAGACGAUGGCAGAGUCCUGAAGGUUUUGGCCAGCACACAUCCCAACGACAGCUUCGGAUCCAAACUGCUGGAGGACAUCGACAUCUACAACCCAUCUAAGUGUAAUGUUCAAGGUCAGGAGGACAGGAGGGUUCUGGGACUGGAGCUAGAUAAGGACCAUCAUGCCUUGUUUGUUGCUUUCACUAGCUGUGUGAUCAGAGUGCCGCUCAGCCGCUGCACCCAACAUGGAGCCUGUAAAAAAGCAUGCCUGGCCUCUCGUGACCCAUACUGCAUCUGGCUGCGGACCGGGAGUUGUGCCAACAUGGCACCAGGUUUCAAGGCCGGGUUUGAACAGGAUAUCGAGGGCGACCACUCGUUUCACCCAGACAGCUGCCAUGCCGAUGUGUUGGCAACCACACGGAAUCAGGAGUCUGCAGCCGACUCGGCCUACGGUGUUCGUCGUCUUCCUGAGAUGGACCAGCGUGCAAGUGCUAAUGUCCACUACACCCUGCUGAUUGCCUGUGUGCUGGUGGCCUUCUUCCUGGGUGCCAUCUUGUCAGGUUUCCUGGUGUCAUGUUACUGCAGCCGCAGCGCCGCUCAGCGGGCGAGGAGGCUGGGAAAAGACCCUGAGGCGUCGCUGCCACACGCCUUAUCCCUGCGAUCCCUGGCCAAGCUCAACGGACUGUUGGAUGGACACCCGAAGGACGACAAACUGGACGUGUCCACCCCAAAGAUGUACAGCUCCUUCAUUCCCAACGGCCGGGCGGAGCCUCAUCUCCACACCCCUGGACAUCAGGGCCUGCCGCUGGGAGACCCUGACCUCAGCCUUUCCCAGUCUCUAUCUCAGGGUGAUGGAGAGCUGUCCGGCCUACCCACACCGGACUCCACCCCGGAGCUGCCCAUCAAGAACAUGAAGGCCUUGAGGCACCAUCAGUAUGAGAAGAACCAGAAUUGCAACAAUGCCAAGGACAGCAAGCCCAUAUCUGGGCCCAGCUGCUCCGGAUCCAGUCUGGGUUUCAUGGCCGUUGUCGGGAACUCUUUGAACCAGCAGGUGUUUCCCUUCUCUCAUCACCACAGCAACAGUUUAAGCAACGGAGUGGCCUGUGGAGCGGGCGCCUCUUCGACUUCACUGCACCUCCCUGAGGAGAGGAAGAUCUUGAAUGAUGAGCGAGCAGCAGCAGCAGCAGGAGGUGGAAGAGGUGGGGGAGUCCCCCAUCACCACCACUCCCAGCAGUCCCUCCCCGCGACAGUGGUGGAUGUGUCGGCACUGGAUGAGCUGCUCAAACACAUCCAUGAGGUCAGCGCAUCGGGCACUGGAGGCAUCAAGGUCCUCACCUCCACCUCCUCGUCCUCCCUGUUCCAUGGGGCAUCCUCGUCCUCCUCUGGAGGACAUCAUCAUAAUCAUCACCAUCAUCAUCAUUCUAAUAAUCACCACGGCCACACCCGCACCCAUCACUACAACCACAGCCAUCACCAUAGCAACCACCAAAACAAUAACAGCAGCAGCGGCGGCAGUCACCAUCAACAGCAGCAGAUCCCUGAGACAGAAUCAGGUCCGUAUUACAGCACCUCCACACUGCCAAGGGACGGCCUCCCCAAACGCCUGGACGCUCCAACUCAAAACUCCACCUCAUCCUCCGCCACCUCCUCUUCUUCCUCCUCUUCAUCCUCCAACAACCCAACCUCCUCCACCUCCAUUCCCUCUUCUUCCUCUUCUUCCUCCUCAACUCCGCUCCAGCAACAGGUGAUUCUAGAGAGACCUGGAGGAAGCAGCGUCUCGGUGGCACGCCACCAUUCCCAGCGCCACUCACUCAUCAAGAUGGGCAGCGGGGGCGGCGCAGUGCCCCGCCACCACAGCUUUAACCAACGGGGGCCACAGCACGCACACAUUCUAGCCAGAAUGAACACGAACAGCAGUAGCAACGGCCCCCCGUGCACCAGUGCAGCAGCUAAUGUGAGUACUGAUACCAAUGGCGAGAGCCAGCGGCCGUCCAUUGCCAGCGCCUGCCUGACAAGGCAGCACAGUUACAGCGAAGGGCCACACGUGCAGCGGGCAGCAAUUGUCCGGAGAACGGCGUCGCUCAAACCCCAAGUUCCGCCAAAACCUCUGUUCCUUCCAAACACGGCGACAUCACCGGUAGCAGAGGCAGGAAAAUACAACUACUGAGACUGAGGGAGGAAGUGGCACCAUUCUAACAUGGCUGCUACAGUCUUCGCAGAGAAAAAGCACUCCGACAUGUCUGCAGGGCCUGUGAGAAAAGACAAAAUGAGAGCAUUGAUGGGACGAAGAGACACAAAAGAGACUUCAGAGCUGUUUGUUCCCAUCACUACUCAUUAUAACCCUUCAGUUGUGAUUCCUUUCCUGCUGACAGGACGCCGCCUGUCGCUCUAUCUGAGUCAGAACCGCUGCAUUGUAGCCCUAAACAGAGCCACAGAGACACUCUGAUCUACAAAUAAACAAGAUCUCUGACUCAUCUCUCCGGGCAGGCGGGGCCGCUCGCUUGUGGCGACUUUCCCCUCACGACAGACUGCAGAUCAAAACCAGCUCAGACGAGUCUAAGAAACAUUCCAAAAGCAGGGUGAAGGAUGUUAAUGAUUCAAAAGGAGUCCCCAAGGCUUGAGGUGGCCUGAAAAAAUUCUUGAUUAAUGCAGUUUCCUUAUGAGCGCUUUGAUCUAAUGUCCCUGGUUGUUGCACCUUGGCACAAGGCCUGGAUUUAAUUUGCAAA